This is a messenger RNA of Anguilla rostrata (American eel), 3202 nucleotides long. RefSeq names its product muscarinic acetylcholine receptor M4-like. Gene Ontology annotation, biological process: adenylate cyclase-inhibiting G protein-coupled acetylcholine receptor signaling pathway; chemical synaptic transmission; regulation of locomotion. Gene Ontology annotation, cellular component: synapse; dendrite; plasma membrane. Bases 302 to 1849 code for a protein of 515 amino acids. The record is from RefSeq and is a predicted model, not a curated record. Lineage: Eukaryota; Metazoa; Chordata; Actinopteri; Anguilliformes; Anguillidae. Gene Ontology annotation, molecular function: G protein-coupled serotonin receptor activity; G protein-coupled acetylcholine receptor activity. The transcript has 2 exons.
AAUCAGAUACUCGCUGAAGAGGGCACAUGCAGCCACAUCUGGCUGAAUCCAACGCGCCUCCUCCUCCAAAGAAGUUGGUACACCCGCUCCAGGCGUUUCGGUCACCAGUGAAUUGAGAUGGUCACCUUUUUCACAAAGAAUGAAUUUAUGGUAGAUGGCGGUCUACACCAAAACACCAAAUAAUAUGUAAGACUGAGACAAAUAUCCGGUAAAAUGAAGAAAACUGGAAGAUCUACGUCUUAGAAUAAUAUUUUUGAAAGGGAUUUUUUUACUUGGCUAAGCACCUGGAAAAUCAUGAAAUAUGACCGGCACUAACAGUACGGGAGUUGACGGGCUCGCGCCCUGGAACUUCAGUGCCUCCAUGCACAAUGCGUCUGGAAGCUCCUACCCACCCAACGGCAGCUGCGGCGGUCACAACAGCAGCGGCCCCUGCGUGGAGGAAGCUGUCGGGGGGGACAGCUCCUACAAGGCGGUGGAGAUGGUCUUCAUCGCCUUGGUGACGGGGUCGCUCAGCUUCGUCACAGUUGUAGGGAACAUCCUGGUGAUGCUCUCCAUCAAGGUCAACCGCCACCUCCAGACGGUCAACAACUACUUCCUGUUCAGCCUGGCAUGUGCAGACCUCAUCAUCGGGGCGUUCUCCAUGAACCUCUACACGGUUUACAUCAUCGUCGGGUACUGGCCCCUGGGGCCUGUAGUUUGCGAUCUGUGGCUGGCGCUGGACUAUGUGGUCAGCAACGCCUCGGUGAUGAACCUGCUCAUCAUCAGCUUUGACCGCUACUUCUGCGUCACCAAGCCGCUGACCUACCCGGCCCGGCGCACCACUAAGAUGGCCGGGCUGAUGAUCGCGGCAGCCUGGCUCCUGUCCUUCGUCCUCUGGGCCCCCGCCAUCCUCUUCUGGCAGUUCAUCGUGGGAGAGCGCACGGUCCCCGCGGGGGAGUGCUACAUCCAGUUCCUGUCCAACCCCGCCGUCACCUUCGGCACCGCCAUCGCCGCCUUCUACCUGCCCGUGGUCAUCAUGACCGUGCUCUACAUCCACAUCUCGCUGGCCAGCCGCAGCCGCGUGAAGAAGCAGAAGCCGGAGGCCAAGAAGGAGAAGUCGCCGAGGACCGGCGGCCUGCUCAAGGCCCACAUCCUCCGGCAGAACAACAACGACUCCUCCAAGCCGGGCGCGGAGUCCGUGAGGAACGGCACGCUGGAGGAGUCCGCCUCUGCCAAGGCUGACUCCGGUGCCCAGCCAGAGGAGAAGGACAGCUCCAAUGAGUCCAGCACGGCCAGCAUCCCCCCCAAAGACGCCAAAGGCAGAGCCGACAGCAUGGCCACCUCAGAGAGCGCUGCCCCAGCCCCUGCCCCGGCACCAGCCGCCGACCCCGCCCCCAACCCCUCCCUCCUCAAAAUAAACCCCGCCUCCAAGUGGUCCAAGAUAAAGAUCGUCACUAAGCAGGCUGGGGAGGAGUGCCUGACCGCCAUCGAGAUCGUCCCGCCCGACGGUGGCGAGAACAGCAGCAUCCCUGUGGCCCGGCCGCAGACUGUGGCCCGUAAGUUCGCCAGCAUCGCUAGGACACAGGUGAAGAGGAAGCGGCAGAUGGCGGCUAGGGAGAAGAAGGUCACCAAAACCAUCUUCGCCAUCCUGCUGGCCUUCAUCAUAACCUGGACCCCGUACAACGUCAUGGUGCUCAUCAACACCUUCUGCCAGUCCUGCGUGCCCGACACGGUCUGGGCCAUCGGCUAUUGGCUCUGCUACGUCAACAGCACGAUCAACCCCGCCUGCUAUGCACUCUGCAAUGCCACUUUCAAAAAGACAUUCAAGAACCUCCUCAUGUGUCAGUACAAAAACAUUGCCGCUAGAUAAGAACGCGUGCUUUAGCUGCUGUCAGCUGGGCAUGGGUGCAUGUCAUGCACUCAGACCAAGGCUCUGCAGAAGAAUGUCCAGAUGCACACCCCAUCCACAGAACCAGUGCAUGUGCCAUGCAAUGGAAUAGACUUCCAUACUGUAAGAUACAUCAUGAAAAGGCUGAUACCAAUAGCGGUGGUAGGUUUGCUGCUGGGGCUUCCUGCAGUAUUGUUCCAGCAGGUGUAUGCGGUGGACUGCUGAAGAAAUUAUGGAUUUAUAGAAAAGUCUGGAAAGAUAUGCGGUGACAAUCUUAAAACACAGCACAGUAGAAUAGUGCUACACAUCAAGGCACUGAAAAGGACAGAAGGAAAGAUUGUAUGGACUUUCUGACGUAAUGUGUAUUCAUAAUUUCUUAUUCUGCUGCACAAUUAACAACAAGCAUGAAUUAAAUGUUAUGAGAUGCAUCUUUUAGUUGGUUCUAUUCCCAUUAAACAUUGUGGACUCCAGCCCCUGGUGAUCACUCCAACUCCUGGGAGUACAGUACCAUCAGUUGGAAUAAGCUUGCAUUGUAUGAAGUGAGACCAGGAGCCAGAAGGGUUUUAAAGGGUUUUAAAUACUGUGUAGGAAACUACAAAUUGCCAAAGCUUGAAGGUAUUACGCACAUCAAUGAUUUAUUUCAGAAUUCGAAGGUUUCAUCUGGAAAAAUAUUAAUAUGACCAACUGGUGGUGGAGAUGGUGGGGGGGUCCAUAAAUGUUUUAGUUCUCAAGAGAGAUUAAAUGUUUUAAAAGCUGAAAAGGAUCACAUUUUUCAAAGCUAGCCCUGCAAUUUUAGCUUGUGUUUUAUGAAUGAGAAGCUAGGAGCGCUUCAUGGUCCAACCGAGAUUGUGGUUUCCUGAGAGCUGGACCAAAGUAUCCCUAGAGGAGGGGUGGAAGUAAACUGUCCCAGUUUAUCUGAGCUGUCGGUUUUCCUCACAGAUGACGGCGGCAUCUUUUCUAAUUGCCUGGAGGUGGAGAUCACUUUACACAAAUGCAGUGCUGCUGGGUGGAACUGCAAGAUGUUGUGCAUGUGCGCCAUUUCAUGCAGAAUCAGGACACAAAACAGUGUGGUUUUUAUAUUUCUUUUUAGUACAAAGAUUUGUAAAUACUAGGCCAGUAUAUCCAUGAACUGUGUUUCCACAAAACAAAAUAUCAGUUUCUCUGAUGCACUGUAUUUAAUAUCUGGAUGUUUGUACUUAAUCUUGUAUUUGUUUAUUGUAAAAUUCUUAAAGGUGAACUUACCAAAAAAUAAAUAAAUAAAUGAACAUAAGCAUUGUUGCUCCCAGAUUAAUUUCUAGUUUAAUCUUUAAGGUAUGGCUUUCUGGCAAGAAAACC